AUGGUGCCUUACCAAAGGCAACAAGGGUACAACCAGCAAAAUCAGCAACAUGCUUAUCAACAACCUCCACACCAACAGAUUGGGAGACAUGAAGAUGGGUUUGCUAAACUCGAGGGUAUGAUGCAACAAGUGAUUGGGUCCACUGGAAAGCUAGCUGACAGAGUAGACUCACAUGAGUCAGCGAUCAAAAAUAUUGAGAUCCAGUUAGGACAGAUUUCCAUGGCCCUAAAUAAUUGUCCUCAUGGGACGUUACCUGCAGACACUCAAAUCAAUCCAAAAGAGCAGGGCCCGAAGCAGCUGAUGGUAGUGAGUCUCCGAAAUGGUAGGGACUUAGAUCUGGAGCAAGAAAUUUCUCGUGAAAGCAGGCCGACCGAGACACUGGUGCCAGUACCCGUUGAGAUAGAUGAUUCAGCACGUUUAAUUGAGGUGACGGUACAGAAUGCGCAAGAAAACACCAACAAGGAAGAUGUGGUUGAGAAAGAGACUGAAGCUGCAGCGGAACCGACAGUAGAAGCAGUGCCUGAACAAGAGAAAAGCCAAAUUACAGGGAAGAAGCGACCUCCAGCACCAUUCCCACAGAGAUUGGCUAAGUAUCAAAAAGAUGAGCAGUACAAGAAAUUCUUGGAGAUUGCUGUUGUGACGAGACCCAUAGCUGAGAAGCUGUCUGACCUAGGGAGUUUCUCAAUCCCUUGCACAAUAGGAAACUUUGAAUUUGCUAAGGCACUGUAUGAUCUGGGAGCAAGCAUAAACCUUAUGCCCCUAACUAUCUACAAAAGGCUAGGCAUUGGAAGAGCUAGACCCACGUCUAUGCUACUACAGCUAGCUGACCGAACUGUGAAAAGGCCCUUCGGGAUUCUAAAUGAUGUAUUGGUACAGGAAUCUAUGUGCAGACCCAAUGAAUUUGCCAAUUGCUCUCUAAUAGAUGCGGUGGAUGUAGUGUUGGAGGAAGACGAUGCAGCAUUGAACCUUAAAGACCCUCUAGCAGCUUGUCUCAUGAAUUUAGACGAAGCUAAUGGUGAAGACUUGGCAGAGUGGGUACUUGCUCUUGAAGGCCAAGGUUUCUAG
Messenger RNA from Nicotiana attenuata, 1065 nucleotides. RefSeq lists its product as uncharacterized. Lineage: Eukaryota; Viridiplantae; Streptophyta; Magnoliopsida; Solanales; Solanaceae. The coding region runs from base 1 to 1065 and encodes 354 amino acids. The record is from RefSeq and is a predicted model, not a curated record. The transcript is spliced from 3 exons.